CAAAAUGUGGGAUUACAAGUGUGAGCUACCACGCCUGGCCUCAAAUCCUCAUUUUAUCUAGGCAAAUUUGUGAAGGGAAAAUAAGUUUGAGAAAAGUAGUUGAACCUGGCUUAAAGCAGGUGGAAGAAAAUUUCAGGAUCAAGUAGUUUUCUAUUGUAUGUCAAGAGUGGGUUACAUUGUCUCUGAAAUUAAUCAGGUGGUGGUGGCAGGUAGUUUUGUUUUUUAACAGGCAGGACAGAAUGUUCCUACUUUUGCCAGUGUGGCAAUUUGAGAUAGGAAGUGUGGUUGAGUUUUGUACUCCAGAAAAUGAGAAGCCCUGGUUGUAACAGAUGUGCAUGAGUGUGUUCCAGGAAGAGGCGAGAGGUGCGUUGCUGGAGAGCUCUUGGGAGGUCCCUGGUGGAUAUAGUUUUUUUUUGUUCUUAGCAUUCUCUGUCCACAUGGGUAAACAUAGAGCAGCUGGUUCCCUGGUUGCCUUCAGAGCAGCUCCCAAGUAUCAGUUCAUGUUAAGCUUUAGGGAGGGUAACAGGACCUUUGGGGGAAGUGCCUAAUGGGCUGGAAGGUGUGGACACAGCAGGCCUAGGAGUGAAGGUAAUGAGCCAGAUCCUGGGGGAUUGAGAGGAGGCGUUGAGCUGAGCUGGAGAAAGUGAAGACUCAGGGGAUCUUACUACUUAAACCUGAGGCAGCUGAUCCCAUGCAGAGGCUAUCUGCCUGUUAGGGGUCAGUGAUCAGGGAUUAAUGCCAGCUGAGGCUGCAGGAUACAGUGUGCUUGCCUUUGAGUUCCCUAUUUGGACAGAGAUGAAAAUCACUUAUGUGGCUCUUUUACCUACCUUGGAGAGGCUCCUGCUGAGAAUCAGGAAUUUUCCAUGUGUACAGUGGGUAAAGGGCUAACAGCCAAACCCUCUGACCCCAGGUCUGGGCCUCCACUUCUUCCUCCUCACCACUAGGGUCAUUCUGAUCCUUGCCAAACACCCUUAGGAAACUCUUCCUUCCGAGGUUGGUUCUCUACCCAGGCCCCUCCACCCACUUCUCCACUGAGAUCUUUUUACGUUUAUUUCUCAAAAAAUGAAAGUUGUAUUUCCCAUGUAAGUACCUCCAACUUACGGAAUAGUUUCUUAAUCACACAAGGUCACUUAGCCCCAGGCAGAGAGGCAGCCGCAACUUGCAGGGCACCUUCUGGGAGGCAGUAGUGGGAAGUGGAAGGGAAAGAUGUUUCUUCCUUUUACCCCAUCCUGUGCAGGGCCUUCCCUCAUUGGAGCUGGCAGAGCCUGAGCCAUCCCAGGUGACCUCAGUGCGGUUCUUGGCCCCAGGACAGUGGCUGGCAACAGUGCAGGUCCUUCUCCCACCUCUCCUCUGCAGCAGGAUGGGCAGGGAGGAGCCAGCCCCUAUGAGCAAAGUGAUGAGGAGCCUCUUUUUAUGGAGAAAAGCUUCAAGGAGGCACAAAGAUCACUGUUCUAGUGCCAGCUGUACCCUUGACUCAUUUUGUGUCCCUAGACAAGUCAGCUAUCCCCUGGACAUCAUUCGCCCUGCCUGUCCAGUGAGACUUAUCUCUGCAAAUGAGCAUUCCCGAACGUGGGCCUCCUACAUGACCAACUCCCCGACUCUCAUCGUUAUGAUUGGUUUGCCAGCCCGGGGUAAAACCUACGUGUCCAAGAAACUAACACGCUACCUCAACUGGAUUGGAGUGCCCACCAAAGUGUUUAAUCUUGGGGUGUAUCGGCGUGAAGCUGUCAAGUCCUAUAAGUCGUACGACUUCUUUCGGCAUGACAAUGAGGAGGCCAUGAAGAUCCGCAAACAGUGUGCUCUGGUGGCGCUGGAAGACGUUAAGGCGUAUCUCACCGAGGAGAAUGGUCAGAUUGCGGUGUUUGAUGCCACCAAUACCACCCGGGAGAGGAGGGAUAUGAUUUUGAAUUUUGCUGAACAGAAUGCCUUUAAGGUAUUCUUUGUGGAAUCUGUCUGUGAUGAUCCUGAUGUCAUUGCUGCCAAUAUCCUGGAGGUUAAGGUGUCCAGCCCUGACUACCCUGAAAGGAACAGGGAGAACGUGAUGGAGGACUUCCUGAAGAGAAUUGAGUGCUACAAAGUUACCUACCGUCCCCUUGACCCAGACAACUAUGACAAGGAUCUUUCUUUCAUCAAGGUGAUAAAUGUGGGCCAGCGAUUUUUAGUCAACAGAGUCCAGGACUACAUCCAGAGCAAGAUAGUCUACUACCUCAUGAAUAUCCAUGUCCAGCCUCGUACCAUUUACCUUUGCCGGCACGGAGAGAGCGAGUUCAAUCUCUUGGGGAAGAUUGGGGGCGACUCUGGCCUCUCGGUACGGGGAAAGCAGUUUGCCCAAGCUCUAAGGAAGUUUCUGGAGGAACAGGAGAUAACAGACCUCAAAGUGUGGACAAGCCAGCUGAAGAGGACCAUACAGACUGCUGAAUCUCUUGGGGUGCCCUAUGAGCAGUGGAAGAUUCUGAAUGAGAUUGAUGCUGGCGUGUGUGAAGAGAUGACCUAUGCAGAGAUUGAGAAGCGGUACCCGGAAGAGUUUGCACUUCGAGAUCAAGAGAAGUAUCUGUAUCGAUAUCCUGGUGGGGAGUCAUACCAGGACCUGGUGCAGCGGCUGGAGCCUGUCAUCAUGGAGCUGGAACGUCAGGGCAAUGUCCUCGUCAUCUCCCACCAAGCUGUCAUGCGCUGCCUUCUGGCCUACUUCUUGGAUAAGGGCGCAGAUGAGCUACCAUACUUGAGAUGCCCUCUCCAUACCAUCUUCAAACUUACUCCUGUGGCCUACGGGUGCAAAGUGGAAACAGUUAAGCUUAACGUGGAGGCCGUGAACACACACCGCGACAAGCCAACUAACAACUUCCCCAAGAACCAAACCCCUGUAAGGAUGAGAAGGAACAGCUUUACGCCUCUGUCCAGUUCGAAUACAAUAAGGCGUCCGAGAAAUUACAGUGUUGGGAGCCGGCCCCUCAAGCCCCUCAGCCCUCUCCGUGCCCUGGACAUGCAAGAAGGGGCCGACUAGCCGAAGACCCAAGUCAGCAUUUCGGUGGUGUGACUGUGUGUUUCCCUCCAGCCCUGGCCUCCUGCCCUUGUCACUAAUCAUCAAGGAGUCAUUUAACUUCCUCCCUCCACCCCCACCCCUGACACUUCACCAUUAAUCUUAACAUAGAACGUGAGGUUAUGUGUUUAUAGGACAACCUUAGCUGUUCUCCAGUCUGAAACAUCUUUCCACCCAGGGGCAGGUUAGCAAAUUGGGUCUUUCAGGAAAGAUUCUCAGAUGGAAUGGUCUGGAGGAGGAGGAAAAAGAUACAUUCCAUUGGGGCUGAACAUGCCCCACGCUCUUGGUUCUUCUCUGUGUUCCCUGGUGUCUUACUUCACUAAUGUCCUCGUGUGGGUAAAGUGUUGGGGCGAUGGAGUGUGGGUGAGUGGUGGGGGGACAAAAUGUCGAUUCUUCCUUCACUUCUGUCUCUUCAAUGUGUGUUUUCCUCACAGUGCUUACUUGACUGCUUUCCUCUCCCACUUUCGUGUCCCCUCAGGAUUGUCCGGUGUAAUGCAUGGCAUUGUGGUGUCUGUCUAGGAAGGAAGGGGUGAUUGGCAAGAGACAAUUCUGGCCCAGCUGAUGCUUUCUGCAGCGGGUCCAGAUGGAUCUGGACUGGAGGAGUCUUUCCUUUCCUUUCUCCCUUCCUCUCCAGCCAGGUCCUGCAAGGGCCAGCCCAGGCUACAGAACAUCCACAAAAUACUCUGGAGCUUGCAAGUGUACAUAGGGUGAGAGCUCUUGCCUCCUUUCAUGAGAAACUGUCCUAAGUCUUUGAUGCCCUGGGGGAAUCUGGCUCUGAGGAUGUGGGAAAUAGCUUGGCUUUUAUUUUUAACUUAGGGUCGGGCCUGGGUCUUUUGAGGUCUGCAGGAUGGGGUUUUGGAGAGCAGGGUGGGCGGCAGCUCAUGCGGAGCUUUUGGAGACCAGUCACGUCUUUUCUCCCAUGGUUCGCAGGUUCUUUGCCAAUCACAGCAACUUUUCCUGCCAAAGUCAGUAUUCUCUGGGGCGGUUUAGAAGGGCAGUUAGAUUUAGGAGCCACCACUGAUGUUUAAAUUGCAAAAGGCAAGAGGCAGAGAAGAGUUCACUAAAAUGGCUUAUUUUCACAUAAUUUCACACCCUGUUUAAGAAUAAAGACACGUCAAAACAAAAUAGUUUUUACGUUAGCAUUCAUUUCCCAAAUGUGAAAAAGCUUGGUGAUGAAUUUAAUCUCUCUCAUUGGAGUGUUCUUUUGUUCACAAGGAGAAACUGUCUCAUCUUGAAGUCCAGAGAAGUCCUCGGAACCCUGUGGGAUCUAGCUCUUAACUGUUUCUAUUUAUCUAGUCACUUCUGUCAUUUCAUUUUCUUUGUAGGGUUAAACAGAAAAUGUUUAGAGAAGGAAUUCUUAGCCCCUUGAUGACCAUGAUGGCUUGUUCUCUUUUCCAAUUUUGCAUGCAAAAUGUACGAAUAUAUGUAUGUUUUUCUGAGAGGCAAGUUUAGAGUUCUCAAGGGAUUUUAAAGAGAUAGGUGACUCCCCACCUCAAAGUUACCGGCUCGUCUGCUUCCAUGGUAAUGGAAGACCUUUUGUUGUGGUUCUCAUCCAGGAGUACUCCUUAGAAUCCCCUUUAGAAUUGUUGAAUCAUAAACAUGCCUGUGUCCACCUUACGCCUAAUGCUGACUCACAAUCUCUGGCAUCUGGGUCUGGACAUGCAUGUAUUUACGUAGCUUCCUGGAUACUUCUGACAUAGCCCAGAUUAAGAACUCCACCUUAGGAAGUUAGGUGGAAAAAUACUGGGAUAGUAGUUCCUCAGACAAAAGUGUCAGCCUAGGAAUUCUGAAUUUCUCAGUGCUUAAAGGACAGUUCUUUGGGUUUGAUGUUUGAGCAGAUCAUAAUAUUAAAUGAUAUAACCCUCUGGAAGGCAGGCUGCUGUGUUUUAGAGGGUUAUUCUAGGUUCUAGUCCCAUCUUUAAUCCUUACCAUUGCUGAGCGAUGUGGAAGAAAUCACUGAAUUAAAUAAUUGUCCCUAGAUAGCAGCUGGGGAUUUUAAGCACCCUGGAGAGAGCUGCAAACUCUGCAGGAUGAUAAAGUUGUCAUCACAGGCAAUAACUCCCUGACCCCGAGUCUUUUACUCCUAUGUCCCAAGUAGGAUACCAGAGCCAGCUUCUAAAGACUGCUUACCUAGAUUCAUCUCAAAAUUAUGUCAAAGAUGUAAAGUAACCUGCUAUUCCUGUUUAGUGGUUAUAUAAUAUGUACUGAGUGUCUUUGUGGAGCUUUGGGCUGGUGGGGGCAGGGACAGGAGAAAGACACACAGAAAUAGAAGAAAAGGUUAUCGCCCAGAGGAAGAUUAUUUUAAGAGACAUGAUGUAGUUUGUAACAAAUGAGCAUUUGCAAUAUAGCAACACUCUGAGUCUAGAAGUGCUCACCAGCACAUCGCUUCUCCUGACUUUUCUGUUGUCCUAUGGCUACGAGACUACAAGGAUUGGGGGAUGGGAUGCCUCCACCACCACUAAUGUGAGAAGGAGAUACGUCGGGGAGGCAUGUUUGGCACUUUUACAAGGUUGCAUUGUCUACAUUUGCUCCCAGUUAUGUAGCCCAAAUGGGCAUUCAGUCUUUUCUUCUGCUGUGAGGUGAGUGUAAUUCAGAACUAAUGAACGAGAAGAGGGAGCACUUUGAUCCACAGAUUGGAUUAACACUGUACCUACUCUUAGCAAGAGGAGACUUGUCUAACAAGCUAGCAUUGUGUUAACCUGUCAGUAGCCCCAGCAUUUGAGACAGGUCACUGGGAUGUUCACUCUGGCUCUCAGCCUGACGUUAGGUCCCCACUCUCCCCGUGCCAGUUUGCUUUCCUCAGAAGAGGAGCUGAGGGGUGUCUUAUUAUCCUCAGAUAGAACAUGAGAAAUUAGAAUUUGACAAGCAAGGGCUUCAGCAUCCUUUGGUUUCUAAAGCAAGAUCCCUUCAGAGAAGUCCAGCAGGAAGAAACCAGGAGAAUGUAGAAUGGAAAAGAACUUUUACUCCACAUUUUAAAGAAGUUCCAUCUCUACUUCUCAUCUUUUCUCUCCUGGUCUUCUUACUUGAAUGCAUGUUGUAGUAUAUACACAUUGCUAUGAUUGUGCCUAUCACAAGUCCUACAAUAUAAAAAUGGACUUAAAAGUACUCUCUGCUGAGGCCAUAGGUUUUAUGUUAUGAGAAAUAGAUAAAGACAUUAGCAUUUAACCUACUGGAAUAAGCUGGUGGUUGCAGCUUAUUACCUGUAGUCCCAGAUACUUGGGAGGCUGAGGUGGGAGGAUCACCUGAGCCCAGGUGUUUGAGACCAGCCUGAGCAACGUAGUGAGACCUCACCUCUGAAAAAAAUUUUUAAAAAUUUACUUGUCUAAAGUGGGGAAAGGGAAAUUAUUCUGUUUUCUUAUUCUUGCUUCAAGUCUAUGAGAGAUUUGAAAGAGAAAUCUAAAGCAGAUUUAGAGAACCUGCUUCUCUUCUUAUCUCCUAAUCCCUAAAUUGGAAUUUAGCUCUUAUCUGUAUUGUUUUUGUUUCAGUAAAGGGAUGAUUUUACACUGAGUUGGAAAGUGGAAUAAGGAAAGCUCCUAAAACCUUGCACUGUGCUGGGGAUCUGCCCCAUAGCUUUGGUUUUGGUGUUUUGUUGUUGUUGUUCUUGUUUGUUUCCGAAGAAGUUGGAGUUAAGGAUACAAUAUGUCUGUACCCCUAGACGGAAUGGCUGAAUAUUCCAUAUGAGGAUAUGCGUAAUCCUCUUUGCAACCCACAUUUGAUCUUCAGAGAUGUUGGCGUUUUGAAGAAACAUGAUAUAGCUGUUUGGGAAUAAAUUCAUCUAUGUUACUUUUUUUGUGUGAGCAAGAGAUCUUAAUUGACAGAAACUCCUUGGUGGUUAGGGUGGCCAAUGGCAAGGGAAAAAGUAUCCAGUAAUCAGAGAACUGCAUCUGGGUUAUGUAGUCUUAUGCAUAUUUCAUGGUCUUUGCCAAGCCCAGAAGCCAUAUUGUGUUCAUUGUCAAGAAAUUUGAUUGCUUUGCCCAGCUUUUCUAGUAUGGAUUUUGACUUAUUAAAAAUAUAUGACGACCUGAACAACAUUGGUUGCAACAUUGGUGGGUCACCCCCAAGGUAACACAGAUAUCAGAAGUGUGUCUAGGGAUUUAAUUUAGACCCAUACUGUCUAGGAGAUUGUCUUUAGUUGGAUCUCUGUGCUGACUGACCAGCAGACUUUAGAGUCUGUGUGCAGACUGGAAGACUCUAGUGGUGUCUAUAUGUCAGCCAACAGGUAAACUAGUAGGAUCUGUGUGCUGACUGACACCAGUAGGAUCUGUUUGUCACUGACAGACUCUAGCAGUGUCUGUGUGAUGACUGACUGGCUGAUUCUAGUAGCGUCCGUGUAUUGACUGAAUGAGAAACUCUAGUAAUGUCUGUGUGUUGACUGACUGACUCUGACUCUAGUAUCUGUGUGUUGACUGAUUGAUACUCUAGUGGUAUCUGUAUGUCGACUGACUGACAGACUCUAGUAGUGUCUGUGUGCUGACUGAUAGACUAGUAACAUCUGGGUAUUGCCUGACUAUAGAGUCUGUAAGCCGACAGUCACAGUCUGCCUGCUGUCUGAUUGCACCCAUUGAAGUGUAUGUAUAUGUUUGUAAUUCUCUAUUAAAUGUGUCUAACAAAGAAAGAAAUUAAGCACUCCAGAUGUUUCCUUUAUAGGGGAGUUCUGUAUACUAUGAUUUUAAAUAGACAUUUCUUGUAUAGUAGUGGCCAAAUUCUCCUUAUUUUGUAAAAGAUGAAGGUUGCACAUCACUGUUGUGGUAUUUUGUGAACUCAGCUAAGGGAAUGCCUGUUCAGAGCCUGGAGUUUUUACCCUUACUUGAGAUCAUUUCAUCCACUCCCCUGCUUUAGGGCAGAACUUCACUUUUGCUGUCUGUUUCUGAAGCUUCUGUGUCCCCAGCUUACCCUGUUCUGGAAUGCUGCAUUCCGUUGGAGAGCGCUGCUGUUUUUAGUCGGCCAUGCAUUUGGCUUUUACACUGAAUCUAAUAAACAAAAAUGAGAAGGAAAUUUGGCGUUCAGAAAUUGAUUUUAAGGGCUGGCAAAAGUAUUUUUUCCAGUAAGCCUUUCAUUGGAUAUCUGUGACCAAUGUUUACCUACUCAAUGUUUUUGUAUCUGAAUUGCUUAUGUACAUUUUUUAUUGUGUUGACGUAACAAGAAGAUCAACUUAUGCGGGUAUGGUGAUGGUUUUGCUAUGGCCAAAGCAAAGGGCUGACCAAAUACACAGUGCCCUUUGGGAAGGGGAAUUGUGUGGGGCUGAGCACCUCUGGGUUGAAUGGGUAUGGGUCAGAUUGGGUAGCCUAGGAAAUAGAGUUCUACUGCAGAUUUCCGAGGCACUGCUCUGUUGAAAGUAGGAACAUAGGUCUUUAGCAACAUUCUGAUUUAAUCAGGUGUUACUGAUAACAAAGUGUGCCACUCAGAUCCAUUUAAGGUGUUUUAAACUGUAUUUGAAAUGUGUUUUUGUGCGUGUGUGUGUAGAAUGGGUAAAUAAAAUUGUUGAGUAACUUGAACCUA
Messenger RNA from Sapajus apella (tufted capuchin), 8536 nucleotides. RefSeq names its product 6-phosphofructo-2-kinase/fructose-2,6-biphosphatase 2 (gene PFKFB2). NCBI's taxonomy places the organism in Eukaryota, Metazoa, Chordata, Mammalia, Primates, Cebidae. Gene Ontology annotation, biological process: fructose metabolic process; fructose 2,6-bisphosphate metabolic process. The transcript is spliced from 14 exons. The record is from RefSeq and is a predicted model, not a curated record. The coding region runs from base 1361 to 3001 and encodes 546 amino acids. Gene Ontology annotation, cellular component: cytosol. Gene Ontology annotation, molecular function: fructose-2,6-bisphosphate 2-phosphatase activity; ATP binding; 6-phosphofructo-2-kinase activity.